AAAGCCAUCGCAGUGUUGCCAGAUCGGAGAGUGGACACGUCAGCUGGCAGGGCACGGAGACUCACGGGCCGCCACCACCACACACCCUCCACCACACACCACACAGGAAUAUUACUGAGCCGCUGUAACCUUCAGGAUGGUGCUGCUUGCGGCGGCCGUGUGUACCCGCAGUGGGAAGGCGCUGGUGUCUCGGCAGUUUGUGGAGAUGACCAAGUCUCGCAUUGAGGGUUUGCUGGCGGCCUUCCCUAAGUUGAUGACCAGUGGGAGGCAGCACACCUUUGUGGAGACAGAGUCGGUGCGUUAUGUCUAUCAGCCGCUGGACCGCCUCUACAUGCUGCUCAUCACCACACGCGCCUCAAACAUCCUCGAGGACUUGGAGACACUCAGACUGUUCUCUAGAGUGAUCCCAGAGUAUUGUCGCAACAUGGAGGAGAGUGAGAUCCUAGAGAAUUCCUACCACCUGAUCUUUGCUUUCGACGAGAUCGUGGCGCUGGGCUACAGAGAGUCCGUCAACCUGGCACAGAUUCGCACCUUCGUCGAGAUGGAUUCGCACGAGGAGAAGGUUUACCGAGCCGUGAGGGAGACACAGGAGAAGGAGGCGCGCUAUAAGAUGAAGGAGAAAGUGAAGGAGCUGCAGAGGAAGCGCCACGAGGAGAUGAAGCGCGGCAACAAGGGCAGCAGCUACACAGGAGGCAGCGGCGGCGGGUUUGGCGUGUCUGGUGUGUCUGGCGGCUUUGGUGGCAGUACUGGUAGCUUCCCCAGUCCCACCGAGACCAUCCCAUCCCCUACACAGGUGCUGGAGACUCGACCCAGCACUAUCAAACCAGCCGGACCAAACCGUGCCAUGAAGUUAGGCAGCAAGGCGAAAGAUGUGGACUCCUUCGUGGAUCAGCUCAAGUCCGAGGGGGAGCGUGUCGUCUCCUCCACCGAGCCUGUGUCCACCGUGUCGCCCACCAAUACUCCUGCGGUGGAUAUGGAUGUUGUGCACAUCGUGGUGGCAGAAGACCUGGUGGUGCAUGCCGGGCGUGAUGGAGGCCUCAAGACAAUGGAGAUCCAGGGCAUUCUCAAGUUGCGCAUCUCAGACCCUGACUAUGGAUACAUCAAGGUUCAGGUGGACAACACUGACUCCCGGCCCAUCCAGCUGCAAACUCACCCCAACGUGGACCGCGAGCUGUGGCGUUCAUGUGGCCAGAUUGGCAUGAAGAUGUCCAACAAACCCUUCCCACACAACACAGACGUGGGCGUGCUCAAGUGGCGCUUCCAGACCAAUGAGGAGAAACAUGUGCCCCUCUCCAUCAACUGUUGGCCCCAGGAGAAUGGCGCCGGCAGCUGUGACGUCAACAUAGAGUACAACCUUGAGAACCUUGAGAUGGAGCUGAGCGAGGUUGUCAUCACCAUCCCCCUGGCUCCCGGCGCGCCCCCACCAGUCAUCAAUGAGUGUGAGGGGGAGCAUGAAUACAGCCGCGCCCACUGUGCUCUGGUGUGGCGCAUCCCGGUGAUUGACAAGACAGCCCCCACAGCCGCCAUGGACUUCACAGCUCGAGGGGUUCCGGAUAAUUUCUUCCCCGUUCGUGUCUCCUUCAACUCCACCAGAAUGUUUUGUGAUAUCAAGGUCUUGGGAGUGGUGAGUACAUCUGAUGGCGCCCCAAUCAACUUUUCCCAAGAGACACAGAUGAAGACCAACGUUUACGAGAUCGACUAGACACGCUCCGCUUCCCUCGUGGCGCACAACUAUUAGAGGACUCAAGUUUAGUUCCCUGGGCCAGGUCUUAUUUAGUGAUGUGACUGAGAGGUAGCCAAAUCAACCAGCCAGCCAGUUCACCAGUCAGUCACCAGUUAGCUAGAGAAACCGGUUAUUAUUUUGAAGUCUCUGUACAUUCCGUGUUUGUUGAUGGUGAGGAUUAUUUUCUUGGAGCUUUUUGUGGUUAACUUAUUCUGUUUAUCGUAUUUACUUUCAUGGUUUAGUUGUCAAUGGUGUGUGUGAAGGCAGCCGGGGUGUUGUGUUGUGUUGUGUUGUGUCUCAUGGGUGUCUGUGCUGUGUUGAAAGGGUGUGUGUCUCCCGCUUGACCCACUCCACACUGCUGCUCCUCCCAUCAUGCAGUUCUUGGUUAUUGUUUGUCUAUUGCUGCUGUUCUCAUCGCUAAAUUUGAAUGUUUAUGUUCCUGUUGUGUGUUUGUUGUGUUUGUUCCAUUGACUCAAGUGGAAAUCAGUUUUUUUUUUUUCUUCUUUCUUUUUACGUAUGAUUUUAAUUUUUCUUUUAGUUCAUCAAUAAAUUUUUUUUUCUGGAGUUGGCUGUUAAAAUUUUCUUGACUUUUCUAAAAUAUUGUGGGUUUCACUAAAUAUUUUCUUUCCUCAUGUGGUUUUCACUAAAUUUUCUUGUGUUUUGAAGUUUGUCAAAUUUCACUGCAUUAUCUACGACAUUUAUCACUUUUUUUCUUUAAAUACACAAUUGAACACUUCCACAUUAAACAGGGUAAAAAAAAUUGCUAUCAGGAAGAUAAAUUUUGGCUAAAACUGCAGCAUUUGUACAGGAAAACAAACUUUAUAAACUGCAGAGAAACCACGAUUAUCUUUUGCAACAGAGAAGAAUUACUACAUUAUCUGCAUCUGGGUCUUCUCAUCCUCCUCUUCCUCUUCCUCUUCAUCCUCCUCCCUUCCCAUCAUCAUCCCACACACUCCCCUCAACCAUAUGUAUGCGUCACACCCUAUCUCUUUACCAAGGUGGACCAGGCAAAGCAUCACACACACACACACACACACACACACACACACACACACACACACACACACACAGCCCUGUCAGCCUCUGGUGGAAGGGGACAGUCUUGUGGAUCCCUCCCCCUACUACACCCCAGGAACUUGGACACACCACAUUGAUAAGGAACAGUCUCGUCUUAAUCUUUCCUCCUCCUCUUUUUCUUUCAUGUCCUCUCACACUCCUGUAUAUUCACAUUAACACGUCCUUCCUAUGUAUUAUCUACACCUCUCUCUCUCUCUCUCUCUCUCUCUCUCUCUCUCUCUCUCUCUCUCUCUCUCUCUCUCUCUCUC
Portunus trituberculatus (swimming crab) is the source of this 3048-nucleotide messenger RNA. It is a transcript of the gene deltaCOP, whose product is annotated as coatomer subunit delta-like. Gene Ontology annotation, biological process: endoplasmic reticulum to Golgi vesicle-mediated transport; retrograde vesicle-mediated transport, Golgi to endoplasmic reticulum; Golgi localization. Bases 137 to 1702 code for a protein of 521 amino acids. Gene Ontology annotation, cellular component: COPI vesicle coat; cytosol. The record is from RefSeq and is a predicted model, not a curated record. The transcript is spliced from 9 exons. Lineage: Eukaryota; Metazoa; Arthropoda; Malacostraca; Decapoda; Portunidae.